AUGUUCCUGGACGGGAACCCGAUCGUGUACGGCGGCGCGAUCGAGCGCGUGGAGUUAAACGCGAACGGCGAUCGACUCGCGACCGGCGACGCCGUCGUCGUCGUCGAUCACGCCGGCGGCGUCGUGUGCUGGGGGACGUACAACCCGAAGUCGAUGUACCGCGUCCGCGCGUUGCAAUCCGCGUGGGAGACGACGGUCGCGACGACCGAGGACGGGAGGGUCGCCGCGGUGUGCGACGUGCGCGAGGCGAUGCGAGGGAAGGUCCGGGUUGCGGCGGCGUUGCGCGCGGACCUCGGCCUCGGUGGCGCGCUCGCGGACGACGACGACGACGACAACCGUCGCGAAAAAGAUCGCACGGACGCGUACAGGCUGUUGAACUCCGAGGGCGACGGCCUGAGCGGCGUCUGCGUGGACGUGUACGGCGCCACCGCGGUCGCGUCCGUGUCCGCCGCGUGGGCGCGGCUCAAUCGCGCGGAGAUCGUCAAGGCGCUGGGGACGUACGGACGCGUCGCCGACGUCUUCGAGGUCGACCUCGCGCGCGGGCACAAGACCGGCUUCUACGUCGACCAGAGAGAGAACCGCGCCGCGGUGCGACGGUUCGCGUCCGCGCCCGGGAUACGAAAGGUCAUGGACGUGUGCUGCUACACCGGCGGGUUCGCCGUCAACGCCGCGCUCGGGGGCGCGAGCGACGUCACGGGCGUGGACAGCUCGCGGCCGGCGUUGGACGUCGCGGCGAAAAACGCGUCGUUGAACGGCGUCACCGACCGUAUACGAUGGGUCAAGAACGACGCGUUCAAGCACCUCGACGCGUGCCUCGAGAACGGCGAGGCGGGGACGUACGAUCUGAUCGUCUUAGACCCGCCGAAGCUCGCGCCGAACGUCAAGAGCGUCGCGAGGGCGGUGCCCAAGUACGUCGGCAUGAACCAACGCGCCAUGAAACUGUUGCGUCCCGGGGGUAUUCUGGUGACGUGCUCGUGCAGCGGCGCCGUCACGCAGCAAAAGCUUCUGCCCGAGAUCGUCGCCGCCGCGGCGCAGAGCGCGGGAAGGAAGGUCACGAUGCUCGGCGCGCCCAGAGGCGCGGGGGAGGACCAGCCAUUGGACCCGUUCUAUCCGGAGGGGAACUAUCUGACCGUCGUCGUCGCGCGAAUCGCGUAGGAAGUCGGGAGUCGUUAGUAUUAUUACGUGACUACAAUAUAAAGAUACCGUAUUCU
Molecule: messenger RNA, 1211 nt
Organism: Micromonas pusilla CCMP1545
Lineage: Eukaryota; Viridiplantae; Chlorophyta; Mamiellophyceae; Mamiellales; Mamiellaceae
Exons: 3
Coding region: 1-1155 (384 amino acids)
Molecular function (GO): RNA binding; methyltransferase activity
Source: RefSeq, a predicted model, not a curated record